AUGACCUGUCUACUGCCCCCUGCUGCCCCCUACUGCCCCCUGCUGCUCCCUACUGCCCCCUGCAGCUGUCUACUGCCCCCUGCUGCCCUCUACUGCCCCCUGCUGCCCCCUGCAGCUGUCUACUGCCACCUGCUGCCCCCUGCUGCUGUCUACUGCCCCCUACUGCCCCCUGCUGCCCUCUACUGCCCCCUGCUGCCCCCUAUUGCCCCCUACUGCCCCCUACUGCCUACCACCUCUCAUGUGAGCAGUGUCCUGCAGGUGUUUGCAGGUGUCUACAGAUAUCUACAGGUGUCUACAGGUAUCUACAGGUGUCUACAGGUAUCUACAGGUGUCUACAGGUGUCUACAGGUAUCUGCAGGUAUGUACAGGUGUCUACAGGUGUCUACAGGUGUCUACAGGUGUCUACAGGUAUCUACAGGUAUCUACAGGUGUCUACAGGUAUCUACAGGUGUCUACAGGUAUCUACAGGUGUCUACAGGUAUCUACAGGUGUCUACAGGUAUCUACAGGUGUCUACAGGUGUCUACAGGUAUGUACAGGUAUCUGCAGGUAUGUACAGGUGUCUACAGGUGUCUACAGGUGUCUACAGGUGUCUCCAGGUGUCUACAGGUGUCUACAGGUGUCUACAGGUAUCUACAGGUGUCUACAGGUAUGUACAGGUGUCUACAGGUGUCUACAGGUAUGUACAGGUGUCUACAGGUGUCUACAGGUAUGUACAGGUGUCUACAGGUAUGUACAGGUGUCUACAGGUAUGUACAGGUGUCUACAGGUAUCUGCAGGUAUGUACAGGUGUCUACAGGUAUCUACAGGUGUCUACAGGUAUCUACAGGUGUCUACAGGUGUCUACAGCUUCCUCUCUCAGCUCUCCGCUGCCAGGCGAGUCUAUUUAUUCCUGUGCACACCUGCCGUGCACAGCGGGCGGUGGGAGCGUGCAUGUGAUGCAGCUGCUGGCAUGGGACCAGCAAUCUGA
Molecule: messenger RNA, 969 nt
Organism: Seriola aureovittata
Lineage: Eukaryota; Metazoa; Chordata; Actinopteri; Carangiformes; Carangidae
Exons: 6
Coding region: 1-969 (322 amino acids)
Source: RefSeq, a predicted model, not a curated record